AUGGCCGCAGCCAGCCUUGAUCUUGACUUCAUGCGUGCACUGCCCGACCUGGAAAAGAGACUCCAAGACGACCUCAAAUCCACGAAAUGCUGUUCACUGUCAGCCGAGGAGGAUACAGACUGCACUCCAAUUGUCGUGUGUGAAUCAGUUACCCGCCAAGACUUGAAUCGAUGGGUCAGGAAGAGCGGGGCCGGGCUGCCCUUCCAUCCUCAAGAGCAAGAGGAUCUGCCGACAAUUGUGCACACUAUUGCAGCGAAUGAGGUCGUCGAUCUCAUUCGAGAGCAAAUAGUGCUCAUGGCUCCAGCCGCUCGCCUCAUGCGGACGCUAAGAGCUGGCGGAGGUGCGAGAUACGACGUCGGUGAUCGACUUCAAGCUCCAGAUCAGUGCCUCAUCCCAGCGGGGGCUCCUCCGGGGACGUACCGAAAGACUGCAACGCUGGAUGGACUGUGCAGAUUGCCAUCGGUCUACAGGUCGGGCUUAUCCGUCGUGGACUUCGACUUUGGGCGCGAUCAUGAAGUCUGCUUCCCGUUGUGCGCGCUCUACUUUGGUGUAGAUCUGCCGGACGCUCUCCAAAAACACGAAGGUGAUGAGGUCGCGCUCAAUUUGACGGAGCUGCGCAGCUCCAUAAACGCUGUUAUCCCGAAACAGUGA
Molecule: messenger RNA, 651 nt
Organism: Phytophthora sojae
Lineage: Eukaryota; Oomycota; Peronosporomycetes; Peronosporales; Peronosporaceae
Exons: 3
Coding region: 1-651 (216 amino acids)
Source: RefSeq, a predicted model, not a curated record